AUGUGUCAUACAGCCGGCCGACAUACAGCCAGCGCAGAUCCAGUGUUCGUUAUCCCCCAGACCCAGGCAACGGACCCGACUUUCCGUAUUUACGCAGAAUUCCCGGGGGCAGUCGUAGCGGCCCAGCGGAAUAUUAGGGCCGGCUCGGAACCUGGAGCCCUUCUCUACGCCGCCCCGGCGCUUCCCCCUUCAUACGCACCUCCCUCCGGGCCCCUGGCCCCUACGUUUCUCUCCUCACCCUUUUCCCUGCUGCUGCAGCUCUCCGCGCUCAGAUUCCCAACGUUAACUCCACGGCGGCAGCGCACAAUCACCAGCCCAUUCACUCACCAAGAGCUCGGGGAAGCGCCAGGGCUUUUUGAAUGCAAUUCCCGCGAGAACUCACGUCACGCGAUACUUUCCGCCCUAGCGUGGCGUAAAGGGAAAAAAAGGGAAGGAACUCCCAAGACAGUGCCACGCCCCAGCUACGGCGGGUUUGGCGCAGGCUCUAACGUAGCUCUGUGUCGCGUCAGCAUUACUCACGGUUUUGGUCUCACCACUCCAGUGAAAUGGCUCUUCUCAACAUCACCAAAAAGCACUUACUUGAUUUCAGUGUCCUUGAGAAUAUUCCCAACCAAAAGGCCAUGGAUCAGAAUGAUUUGCAUUGAACAGAACCCUAAACAGGCUAAAGGAAUGCUUGCCAAACACAACUCACCUGGGAAAAAUGUGUGUCAAGGCGGGCUGUCUGUUGGAUGCCCGAAUAACUGGUGUGCUUUGCAUUCAGAUGAAGUGAGUGAAGAUGUUUCCAUCAUGUUGGUCGUUAUUCCUCAAGAUACUUAUAAAAAGAGUCCUGAUUUCAUGCUCUUCUCUUUAGGCAGAGAACAGUAUGCUUCUUUUAUAUUAAGGUCAUAAUGAUGUUUACUUUUUAUAACUUAAUUGCCAGAUAUCCCAGACUUAAAAUUUUGUAUUUAAUAGCAGUAAGUAUCUUUAGGCAAGUGUUCUGGUCAAAUUAUAGUCCCCUUCUGCACCAUUACAAGGCUGUUGAUCCAGUGUCCUUCUUAAAAUGGUCAGCAUAUACUUAAUAGUGAGCCACCUCAAAUCUUUUUCUGAAAGUAGAUAUAAUCUGUUCAUUGACUUAUUCACACAAUGAUGUAACAGAUAUUUAUGGGUAUUCAUUAUAUACAUGACCCUGUGCUGUUUGCAGAGAAACCAGAGGCAAAUAAGACCCUCUACCUCUGUUCUCAUGAUUCUCAUAACCCAUAGGGAAUGAUAGUUAUUAAAUAUCUUUACCAGUGAUUUUUUUAAAUUACCAGAAAGGAGAAACAAAUGGUCUUAUGAGAACAUGAAAUAAAAAGUGCAGGAAUAAUGAUCCUCACAUGCGUAUUCUGUAGAAAGCCUUCCUAACACUCAAUGAAUCUAAAUUGCAGAUCUCACAAACUUUUUGGCUGAUUUGUAUAGACAGACUGAAAGAGAUGCUUUAGAUAUAAAUAACUGGGUCAUCAUUAUUAUUUGUCAUUUUAAAAAAUUUAUCCAUAUUUAGUUCAUGAUUAUCAUCAAUAAAUAAUAAUCUUCAAAA
Messenger RNA from Bubalus bubalis (water buffalo), 1552 nucleotides. RefSeq lists its product as uncharacterized. The coding region runs from base 1 to 888 and encodes 295 amino acids. The transcript is spliced from 4 exons. The record is from RefSeq and is a predicted model, not a curated record. Lineage: Eukaryota; Metazoa; Chordata; Mammalia; Artiodactyla; Bovidae.